Schistosoma margrebowiei is the source of this 2645-nucleotide messenger RNA. The record is from the annotation of a GenBank genome assembly. Lineage: Eukaryota; Metazoa; Platyhelminthes; Trematoda; Strigeidida; Schistosomatidae.
AAGCAACUGAAUAUUUAUUGAACAGGCUUAUCUAGGAUUAAAAGGGAUUAAGGUAUGGCAAUAACAGAAGCCAAAUACCUGUAAGGUAAUAUUCUAUCAAUAUCUACUGUUGGACAAGUGUACAUGUCGCGGCAUAUUGUAAAUUUGACCUUAUCGGUUCGGUUAACCUGCUUGGGGGAUUCGUCGUAUUCAACGAGUCAACGUAAUGUCUGUCCCUCCCCCACCACCUCCUCCUCAGAAUAAAUCUACCAGACCACCGCCAAAACAGUCCUGCGACUCCUCAGGUCCGGCGUUUUUGGCUGAUAUUAGGGCCGGCCGAACUCUUAGAAAAGUUCCUGAUUCUGAAAAGAAGGAUAGGAGUGCUCCUCUUGGGUCGAAACUAACAGAUCAAAAUAAUGAAGACAGUGCUUCAGGUCCACCAGCACCUGUUAGUGGAAAUCUCCCACCUGUUGGUCUUUCAAAUAUUUUUGCAAAUGGUGUGCCGAAAUUGAAAUCUAUUAGUUCGGCAGAUGUUGGGCGUAAUAAUACAGUGCAGAAUUUAUCCACAAAACCAUCUAGUUAUGGGCACGUGAAAAGUCCUGCACCUCCCCCUCCCCCUCCCUUAUCUCCGCCUACUGCAGCGUCCGUAGCUCAGAAUAACUACUCGUUGUCAACUACUCCUUAUGCGCCUUAUCAACAUUCGACUCCAACGGCAAAUAAUAAUGCUACAGCCGUUCGUAAUGGAUCAUCAGUACCAGCAUCGGCAGCACCUCCUCCGCCCCCAACUCCUGCCAGACCGUCGAUUUCAAAGAGCAAUUCUAAUUCUUCGUCUCACAACAAUAAUAAUAGUUAUCCUAGGUACAGUUUUUAUAAAAAAUCAUCUGAAGAUAAUCAACCAACACCAUCUGUUGUUCCAAGUCCACCUGUACAAGUUAUAAUGCUUUCUUCAAUACCAGCAUCAUCAACAUUGUCAGCAUCACCCUCAUCACAAUCAACACGAGUAACUCCUCUUCAGUUAGGAAGUGCAACUAAUGUACAUGAAAAUAACAUUAAUGUUAAUAAUAGUAAUAAUACUGUUAAUAAUCUGAAUGGUACUACUACUACUACUAUACCUCCACCUCCACCUCCAUAUGGACGUUCUCCACGACGGAAACAAAGUAGUUCAAAUCGAUAUCAGCGCGCUGGUUCAACAAACUCAGAUGUAAAUGGUAUACCUGUUGGUCAGUCAACUAAAGUGAUACGUAUUUCAUCAAAUAUUAAUGGAAGCGUAACUGAUUUGCCAUGUGCACCAUCUUCUAAUGUAAAUCCAUAUUUACCUUCAUCUGUGUAUGAUAUGAACAAUUAUACAAUGAAUUCACGUGCACAUCCAACACCACCACCUCCACCGCCACCAUUUCAACAACCAUCAUUAUCUUCAAUGGACAAUUACAAUUAUGAUAAUAAUAUCACUAGUCUUGUUCGUCAUUUUGAAAGUCGUUUUACUUUCCCUGAUAUUGGAAGUGUUCCUGUUCCAAAAUCAUAUCAUGGUCCUAAAACCUAUCGUGUUGGUAGUAUUAAUAGUAAUGUGAAUAAUAAUAAUAAUAACAUCAACGACAACUACCGUAAUCAAGUGCCUUAUCGAGUAGCUCCUGCAGCGCCAAGAAAUUACUAAAAACUUUUCCUUGAUUUGGAUCAAUUUUUAUGUUUUUUUUUAAAAUCUUUCAAAUUCGAUUGACAACAAAUAAAUGGCAAAAAUGUUUACUUGUAUUUGGUGUGUUCUCUUGUCGAUUUCAAUACUACUAAUAAUAGUAGUAUAUAUAUAUUGUGAUUCAUAAAAGAAAACCAUUCAUACAAGUUACAAAUUGUGAUUAAUUCUAAUUUCCCCUGACUAACUUCUCCUCUUUUUCUGUACUGUUCAUUUUAUUUUCUUAAAUGAGGUUGUUUUUUUUUUGAGAGAGAGAGGGGGGGGGUAGAGAGAGACAGAUUGUUUCUACCCUUCUGCCUUUUCUUUUACAAUACUACAUUUUCCAUGCUUCAAAACAGUGUAUUGUACACGAGUAUUACUGGCGUCAGUACAUAUAUGUGUAAUAAUAAUAAUAAUAGUAUUGACAAUUUCAAUAGUAUCCCCUUCCCAUUCAUUUACUAAUCCUAUAUCUUCAUCAUUUAGUUCAAGUUGUAUCUGUUUGAGAAAAAAAACAAACAAACUGUAAACAGAAUAGUCUGUGAUGCAGAAGAGUAAUUCUUCACUUAUUCAAGUAUAUUCUUUUCAUCUAUACACAUAUAUACGCCAUAUAUAGAUAGAUAGAUAGAUGUAAUGAUUGACAUCACAAAAACGUCUUCCAUUGUAUCCCAUCAGAAACUUGUCAUACAGUCUGUUGUUUACUUUCUUUUUAAAAAGCUAUUUCCCACAUUGUUGACUUGUUUUUCUUUUUAUAAAAGACUUUAUGCUUUACACUUCUUAUUGUUACCAUGAUUUUGUUACGUAAUAUGUAUUGAGAAGAAAGUUACAAACAACUAACAGUGUUGUGUUCAUAAGGAUGAAUGGAUGGAUAUCCAAAAGACCACGACGAUUCAAUAAGAAAUCAUAAUAAUAAUAAUAUUUUCUUUUUUGUUUGUUAUGUCUUUUGUUUUUCGUUUUGGCUUUUAAAUUAGUUUGUUGAAAAAAUUGCCAGCUUAGUUUAGUUUUG